Naegleria lovaniensis is the source of this 837-nucleotide messenger RNA. RefSeq lists its product as uncharacterized. The transcript has 3 exons. The record is from RefSeq and is a predicted model, not a curated record. Bases 1 to 837 code for a protein of 278 amino acids. Gene Ontology annotation, biological process: thymidine metabolic process. Gene Ontology annotation, molecular function: ATP binding; thymidine kinase activity. Lineage: Eukaryota; Heterolobosea; Eutetramitea; Acrasida; Naegleriidae.
AUGUCCGAAGUUGCUGUUGCAAUGAUUUCUUCAUCUCCUCAAAAGAUUGCUCCUUCCACUCCAAAGCGAUCCACCAUGAACUCCUCCUCGUGUUCUUCAUCACCUUGUACGGUUACUCCAACCAAAGAAGAGCUUCCGAUGAUGACUUUCAAUUCAACUCCAAACACUCCAAAUGUACUUUCCUCAAAAUUUGGUUUUCCUCUCUUGUACACGGGUCAUAUUCAAUUAAUCUUUGGAAAUAUGUUUGCAGGUAAAACUUCUGAACUACUUAGACGAAUGCGUCGUUAUCAAAUUGCUCUCAAGGAAUGUGUGCUUAUUAAAUACAUUAAUGAUGUGAGAUAUAGUAAGGAGAGUGUUUCAACACAUGACCAAGUUCAACAACGUGCCAUCCCAACAGAUCGUUUGGAAAAGAUUGCUCAUCUCGUUCAGAAUUAUGACGUGAUUGGAAUUGAUGAAGGACAAUUCUUUCCUGAUUUGGUUGAUUUUUGUGAAGCUGCAGCAAAUGGUGGAAAAAUUGUGAUUGUGAGCGCAUUGGAUGGAACCUUCCAAAGAAAACCUUUUGGUGACGUUUUGCGUUUGAUUCCAAUGGCUGAAAGUGUUGUCAAAUUGAAGGCUGUUUGUAUGGUUUGUUGUAAGGAUGCAGCUUUUACAAAGCGUAUAACCGAUGAGCAACAAACCGAGGUGAUUGGUGGAAGUGACAAGUAUAUUGCUGUGUGUCGAGAAUGUUUCAUGACUAGAAAUACGCCAUAUACAAAAAAGAAUAAGAGCAUCUUUAAUGAAAGUAUGCUUGAGGAAGAACAAGAGGAUACCAUGCCUUUUUCUCCACAAAAACAUUAA